Messenger RNA from Oryzias melastigma (Indian medaka), 2326 nucleotides. RefSeq names its product cysteinyl-tRNA synthetase 2, mitochondrial (gene cars2). The record is from RefSeq and is a predicted model, not a curated record. The coding region runs from base 63 to 1751 and encodes 562 amino acids. Gene Ontology annotation, biological process: cysteinyl-tRNA aminoacylation. Gene Ontology annotation, cellular component: cytoplasm. The transcript has 15 exons. Gene Ontology annotation, molecular function: cysteine-tRNA ligase activity; ATP binding. NCBI's taxonomy places the organism in Eukaryota, Metazoa, Chordata, Actinopteri, Beloniformes, Adrianichthyidae.
AAAAAACAACAAUAGAAGAAGAAGCUCAGGUCAGGCUCUCUGUGGAUCCUCCAGCAUCCAGAAUGUGGAGACCUCCUUCCCGGGGAGCAGCGCUCCUCCGGCGGGCUCUCCGUCGCGGCUCGGUCCCGAGCAGGUCCAAAGGUGGUUCCGAGAGGGCGUGGGCGACACCGAGCGGGUUCGACACCGGGGUGGUGACUUUCAACAGCCUGAGCAAGAAGAAGGAGCCCCUGAUCCUGGCCAGAGAGCGGGUAGCGACCUGGUACAGCUGUGGCCCCACCGUGUACGACCACGCGCACCUGGGUCACGCUUGCUCCUACGUCCGCUUCGACAUCCUGCAGAGGAUCCUGUCCCGCUGCUUCGGGGUGGUCGUGGUCCACGCCAUGGUCAUCACUGACGUUGAUGACAAAAUCAUCCAACGGAGCUGGCAGGAAAACGUUUCUCCAGCCGUCAUCUCCAGAAUGUAUGAAGAGGAGUUCAAGAAGGACAUGCUGUCUCUGAAGGUCAUCCCUCCGGUGGUGUACCUGAGAGUCACCGAGAACGUGCAUCGCAUCGUUGCGUUUAUUGAAGGAAUCAUCAGAAACGGGAACGCGUACGCCACCAGAGAAGGUGACGUUUACUUUGACGUCCAGUCUAUUGGAGACCGUUACGGCUGGUUUACCGGAGCCACGGGUUCUCACGGAGAGCAAGGCAGCUCUGGUAAAAGAGACCCGAGGGAUUUUGCUCUCUGGAAGAAGGCGAAGCCUCGGGAGCCGUACUGGGAAUCUCCGUGGGGUCGAGGAAGACCAGGCUGGCAUAUCGAGUGUUCCACCAUUGCCAGCCACGUGUUUGGGAAUCAGCUGGAUAUCCACUCUGGAGGGGUGGACCUGGCCUUUCCCCACCAUGAGAACGAGGUGGCUCAGAGCGAGGCCUACCACCAGUGCAGACAGUGGGCAAACUACUUCCUCCAUUCAGGUCAUCUGCAUCUCAGAGGCAGUGCAGAGAAAAUGUCCAAAUCUUUGAAAAAUUAUAUCACCAUCAAGGAUUUUCUCCAGUCUCACUCUGCCAGUGAGUUUCGGAUGUUUUGCCUUCUGACCAAAUACAGAUCAGCCAUAGACUACAGCGACGGCAGCAUGUCGGAGGCCCGGGCGGCUCUGGAAACCAUCCGCACCUUCACGGAGGCCGCUGAGGCCUACAUGAAGGGCCAGCUGCGCUGCUCGCCGGUGCAGGAAGGCUUCCUGUGGGAGAGGCUGCUGGAAGCUAAGUCCGGCGUGCUGAAGGCUCUGGCCGACGACUUUGACACGCCGAGAGCCGUGGGUGCCUUGAUGAACAUGAUUUAUCACGGGAACUGCCAGCUGCAGCCUGUUGCCGUGGCGGACGAAGCGGCUCGUAGUCCUGCGGUGUUUGGAGCCAUGGUGACCUUCAUCAGAGAGAUGCUGGAGGUGUUUGGGAUCGAUCUGCUGCAGGAUAAGGAGGCAGACGUUUUCAGCCGAAGUGGAAGUCUGCAGGCCGUUGUGGAGCAGCUGACCCGUUUCAGGAGUGAAGUCCGAGAGUUUGCACUCACUCGUCAGGACGGUCCAUCAUCCGGAUCCUCCGGGAAACCUGGACUUUAUCCGGACAGAGCCCCCCUCCUGAAAGCCUGCGACGCCCUCAGGAACGAGCUGGCGCCUCUGGGUGUCUUGAUAAAGGACAGAGGCUCCACCUCCACCUGGGAGAUCAAAGGAGAUCAAAGGACAUCAAGAGUUCAGGAUCCAGACCGGGACAGAGGCAGCUGAAAUCCUCUGAAACUCAAAGACUGAAGAGAAGUCAAGAAAAUAAACUCUGAUCUUUAGCCCUCUUCAAGACCGUCUCUGAGGUUUCAGCUGAAGACUGCACAGAUUCCUCAUCACAGAGGAGAACUUUCAGCUCCAAAUGAGUUUGAAUGAAUGACAUCAGAAAAGCCUCUUGAAGAACAAAGAAGUUCACAGAUUUACUCGAGGAACAAAAAGAUAAAGCUGAGAAGGAGAAAGCAGUAAUAAGCAAAGCCAACUCUGGAUCUUUUAGUUCUGAUUGAGAAAAAAAGAAAACUUAAAGGCCUUAGUGCAACAGUGACAUCUGGUGGAGAAAUGAAGCCACCAUCUCUCAUCUCAAACUAGUAAAGCUGAUCGCGCAUUGUGUCACUCUGUCUGUGUGUGAAGGUUUUUGGAGCCAACGGGUUUGUUUGUAAUAAUUGAGUGAGUGGAUAAAUGUGUCUGAGGGUUUAUGCAGUAUUGCUGAAACAUUCAGAGUUUAACCUUUGAUUGAAAUUCUGUUUUAUUUUCCACAUGUGGUGAUACUGUUUGUAAGGACACAAUAAAUAAUACAAAGUUUA